Messenger RNA from Naegleria gruberi, 456 nucleotides. RefSeq lists its product as uncharacterized. NCBI's taxonomy places the organism in Eukaryota, Heterolobosea, Eutetramitea, Acrasida, Naegleriidae. The record is from RefSeq and is a predicted model, not a curated record. Bases 1 to 456 code for a protein of 151 amino acids. The transcript has 3 exons.
AUGAAAUCAAAGUCAAGCAUUUCUGACUUUCUCUCAAAGAGAAUACAAAAGGAACUUUACAUUUUCAAUUCGGAUCCUCCACCUCAAUGUAAAGCAAAGCCUCAGUCUGAAAGUAAUUUGAAGAAGUGGUUGGCAAUCAUUGAAGGGCCUGAAGGAACUCCCUAUCAAGGUGGUUUCUUCCAUCUUUCGAUUGACUUUCCCGACGAUUACCCAUUCAAAGCACCAACCAUUAAAUUUCUAACCAAGAUUUAUCAUUGCAACAUUUCAAAGAGAGGAAACAUUUGUUUGGAUACUCUGAAGGAUACUUGGAAUCCCUCAUUAACAAUCUCAAAAGUACUGUUGAGUAUUCUUAGCCUUCUAUCGGAACCUAAUCCUUCCGAUCCUUUGGAAGCAAAAAUUGCUAAGGAAUACUUGGAAAAUAGAAAGCAACAUGACAAGAAUGCUGUUGUAAGUUAA